ACCGAUGAAAACAAACAGUAGCGAUGGCGGCGGUGACGGGAUCCCGGGGGAGGCCGCGCUCGUGAGGCGCCGUCACGGCCCCUGGCAGUUUCCAGCGAAGAAACCAGGUUAGGGGGGCGACCAGCCCGCGGCUUUCUUUGGGCACAAGCGUCUCUCGGACGGCUCUUCUCGGGGGAAAAAGCGUCACUCGGACCGGAGUCUAUUCAUAGCCGAGCCGGAGGCAUUUCUCUUCUGCCUGAACCAAGCCUGGAAAGAGAAGCUGUUGGUGCUUUUCCCCCACACACCCUCCGGGCCCAAUUCUGGUUUGUUUAGCUCGGGGUUAAAAGGCUCCAACCGCGCUCUUCACCCUCUUCCCUCAAGAGCCAAGCUGAAAAUUUAGACUCUUUCGCCUCUUGCGCCUUUCCUGGCUGUAUCCACGCGGAAAUUUAGUCAGUUCAGCCAGUCGCCUACCGAAUGGACAUUGGAGGUUCCUUAGUGCUUUUCCUUCUUAGUUGGACAGAGAAGAUCCCAUUGCAAAAGACACGGGGUUCUCUAGUCUCUGAAACUGAGAAGAUCCUCAACAGGAAGGGAAAAAAGAGGCAUCUUCCAUCCUGUAUCAAGACGGGAGAGGUCGGAGUAAGAGAAGCCAAAUGAAUAUGGCCAAGCAGCAAAGAGGCUAGGAGAAGCCUCUUGGGUUAAUCCCGGGAUGAAACCUCGAAUUGUCACCUCAGUCUCUCUUGCGCAGACUUUCAUAUGCAAUGGAUACUGACCUCAGCUCCCAGGACAGGAAGGACUUGGACAAGUUCAUAAAAUUUUUUGCUUUGAAGACUGUACAGGUAAUUGUGCAGGCCCGACUUGGAGAAAAAAUCUGCACUCGCUCAUCCUCCUCACCAACAGGCUCUGACUGGUUUAACUUGGCAAUCAAAGACAUACCAGAAGUUACUCAUGAAGCAAAAAAAGCUUUGGCAGGACAGCUGCCUGCUGUUGGGCGGUCAAUGUGUGUGGAAAUCUCCCUUAAAACCUCUGAGGGAGAUUCCAUGGAGCUGGAAAUCUGGUGUUUAGAAAUGAAUGAAAAAUGUGAUAAAGAAACCAAAGUUUCCUACACUGUGUAUAAUAGACUAUCUCUACUGCUGAAAUCUUUGCUUGCUAUAACAAGGGUGACACCAGCCUAUAGACUCUCAAGGAAACAAGGUCAUGAAUAUGUCAUAUUGUACAGGGUAUACUUUGGAGAAGUGCAACUGAAUGGCUUGGGAGAAGGAUUUCAGACAGUCCGAGUUGGGACAGUUGGUACUCCACUAGGCACAAUCACUUUGUCAUGUGCCUACAGAAUCAACCUAGCAUUCAUGUCUACCAGGCAGUUUGAGAGGACCCCACCUAUCAUGGGGAUUAUCAUUGAUCACUUUGUGGACCGUCCCUACCCCAGCUCCUCACCCAUGCAUCCCUGCAAUUACAGAACAGGUGAAGAAAAUGCAGUGGCAUAUCCAUCAGUAGAAGAUUCUCAAGAAGUAUGCACGACUUCUUUCUCUACUUCUCCCCCAUCCCAGUGUGUAUUUACUGUCACUAAAGCACAUUUUCAAACUCCUCCUCCUGUGGUGAUGGAUACCUUGAAGGGCCCUAUGAUGGGGCUGGCCUUUUCACCUCAACUCUCCAGCUCUCGUCUUUCUUAUCAGCCUGCAGCCUUGGGAGUUGGAUCAUCUGACUUGGGCUACCCAGUAGUCUUUGCUGGCGGCUUGAGUGCUAUACAUCCUCAUCAGUUGGUAGUUCCAGGAAAAGAGGGAGGAGUACCUAUGAUUCCUAGCCAACCGAUGCAUGGCACCCAGGCAGAUCAUGAGAAAAUAACGACAUGCACUCCCCUGGAUGGAGGCCAUUACUCUGCAGUUACUCCAUCUAGUAGUGAGGAUCCAGAAACCGUAUCUAACAGCAGUGAAGGAAAGAGCGGUUCUCCACGUGAUGCCUUGGAGACCUUCUUUGUUCGAAAGGUGGGCGCCUUUGUCAACAAGCCCAUCAGCCAGGUGACAAUGGCCAGUUUGGACAUUCCUUUUCAAAUGUUUGCUCCCAAGAGCGUUGAACUAGAAGAUAACGAUCCGAUGGUAAAUCCUCCUGAUUCUCCAGAUACAGAGUCUCCCUUACAAGGUAGCCUACACUCAGUGGGUUCCAGUGGCAGCAGCAGUGGGAAUAUCCAUGAUGAAUUUGUUAUGAUAGAUUUUAAGCCAGCAUUUUCUAAAGAUGACAUUAUCCCCAUGGACCUAGGGACUUUCUAUCGUGAAUUUCAGAAUCCUCCUCAACUCAGCAGCCUCUCAAUUGAUAUUGGAGCUCAAUCCAUGGCAGAAGACCUGGACUCACUGCCAGAGAAAUUGGCUGUUCAUGAGAGGAACGUCAAAGAAUUUGAUGCUUUUGUAGAAACCUUACAGUGAAAUUGAACCAAGUAAGAACAGCCUCGGACAUCCUCUUCGGCACUCUGGAAAAGCAGGCCUAUUCAUUUUGUACCUGCCUCCCUUCUGGGUCGUUUAUGUUGCAUCAAUAAUUUCAUUUGCUUUCUGGGCUUUGUCCAAUGCAGAAACAAAUGUGAAUCACUUUGAACUGACCUUGUGGCAAAUUAAUUCAUUUUCCUUCUUGUUACAGUUGGCAUCUGAAACAGUGUAGUGAAGAACAAAAUGAUCACUUUUGCCUUCUAUUCUCUCAUCUGUAAUAAUUUUCUGUUGCUUCUGCUUCCAUCAACUGUUGUCUCUUUUCACUUGAUUCAAUAGAGCCAUCACUUGAAAGGAUCAAAACAAACAGAAUAAUCCAUGCUCAUUGAAUUCUGAAUACUGCAGAAUUAGUCUAUUUUCAGUGAGUGUGUUUCAUAUACUACAACAGGUGAUAAUAUUCACUUCUAAUGUUCUAAAUAAUGGAAACAAAGUGUUGCACAUCUGCAUGCCGAAGUAAGAAAUGAAGACCACAUUUUCCCCCCUGCUGCACAGUUGGGAAUUAAUCCAUAAGAGCAGAAAAAAAGUGCUUUUCAUAUAUUUUUCCACCAACAGAGUAAAAAAACAAUGCCUGCCUAAGGCUGGACAAAAUGUCUUGUUGCUUUUGAAGAAGGUUCAGAGUUCAUGGAACUCAGAAUUAGCAUACAAUUGCUAAUUGUAAAUAUGUUAGUGAUCCUAAUUCUUUAGGAUUACUUAAUUAGGAAUCUUUAGUCCAAAGUUUUUACAGAUGCUGCUGCUCUAUGUUAAGAGAAAUAAGAAAUAUUUAUUAUUCUAAAGGAAACUAUAUUUAAAGAAAAGUUGUAUGUUAUGUUUUCACAUUGUUGUGUGGCCAUAGGCUGCUGUGUUCUUUGUCAAAAGAAUGAGGGCAUCUUCCUUUUUUUUCUAAAACCUAAAACCUAAACCUCUCCAAAAGCAGACAUGUGCUGGAAAAUUUAUCUUUCCCAGAAAUUGACUUGAUUUCAUUCUGCCCUCUUGGAGGGGUCUAGAAAUGUCACAAGGUAUAGUCUCUGGUGUAGUGAAUUUGCAGAGUUCUAAAAAGCUGAGCUCUGUCAUAUUUGUAAAAUAAAUUUAUGUAAUCUGCGAUGAAUUAGAAAGUAACUUGGUAUAAAAGUACAUUUUAUGAGAUUUACGGUACUUGUUUUAUCGUGCAACAUUUUGUUUAAAGUUGUUUUUCUAACGAGUUAGACAUUAAGUAAUGCAAUUGACUGGCAUUUCUAUGUGUUCUGUUUGCUCCAUGUUCCAUGCCAACUAUUAGGGAAGGGAGGAAAAAGACAUCCAUAUGAGUUCAGGGUUAGGCUCUGGACACAAGUUCUUCCUUUUCAUUGUCAAAAAGCAGGCUGAGAAUUCACCUCUAUGCAUUUUUUUAAUGGGAGCAAGCAUCUUUAAAAAACUUUAGGAAGAUAAUUUUUGAGUAAACCUGUUUAGAAUUGAACUGCCAUAUACUGUACUGAAGAAAGAAGAACAUAUCCUCUCAUUCCUUCUGUCUUUCAUCUUAAGAUGCUUUUGUAUGAUUGUUGCCUUUAGAUAUGAAGGAUAUUUACAGUUUAAAAUAAUGGAAUGUUGACUUCCUGAAGUAUAGUGCUCUGCUCUUAAAGGUUUUGCUUGCUUAUGGUCUAAGAUGGGGUGAUGGGGGAGAUUAUUAGGGCAGUAUACAUCUUUCAGAUAGGUUCUGGAAUUUUCUGUUCCUUACUGCUUUGCAGAAAUGAGCAGAAAAUAAAAUAUUUUAUCUUCUAGCAUGUAGUUUAUCUUAAUGGCUCAAGCUGUAAGAAAUUUAUUUAAAUUGACUGAAAAAUAUCUUUUAAAUUUAUUUUUGAAGUAUUUAUGGUAUUGUUAUUCAUUAUUGGUCCACUGAAGAGCACACAUCUAAGUUCAUACCUAAAUUGCUCCUUUCUAUCAGAAUGAUAGAAACAUCAAAACUGCUUUAAAAAUAGAUUUAAAUAGAAAGAGGCUCCAACCCAGUCAUAUCUGCAUAAAAUAGGGCUUGAUUCCCUGAGCCUCUUAGCUUUCUAAUCAAAAUAUUAUUUGAAUAUAGGAAAAAAAGCAUUCCUUGUUAUUCUUAAUGAGAUGUCAUAUGAUGUAGAGCUAUUUGUUUAAAUAAAUUUGGCUUUUCCAGCAUAAACUACAGGAGGGCCUAUUCUUAUAAAUGAUAAUAUUUGGUAAGGAAAUUGCUUGUUUCUACUUUUCCUAAUGUUCCUAAAGUUGCUUCUCUGCCAAAACUGAGAUUUUGUUUUGGCACAUUUACCUUGACAUUCAUGUCGCAACACUUAUUUUGUUCUCCCUUCAUUUUCACAGUAAAAUGCUGGGGCAAUUAAAAAGGAAUUUAGUCAAAUAUAGGUAGCCCUCGACUUACUACCAUUGAUUAUUGACAUUUCAAAGCUAUGAAAAAGUGACGUUAAGGCCCAUCCUGUGAGUUGCAACCAUUGCACCACCACUACUUGUCUUGGAGAUUCAUUGAAUUACCACAUAAUUUGCUUAAAAAUGGACAUAAAGUUGAGUCACUUGAUGAUUCAGUUAACAAUGCAUUACUUAGUGACCAAAAGUCCAGUCCCAAUUGUGGUUGUACGUUGAGAACUACCCAUAACUAUUUAUUCUCAGAGUUCAAAAUUAUGUAGAUAAAAUAAUAUAACUUCAGUAUCUUUGAAUAGAAUUACAAGUUAUUCAUGUUGAUGUUCAUUUCCUGCUCAGGAUUUUUCUUACACUGAAAUAUCUACUGGAUUGUAUUCAUUGCUAUGAUUCUGAUGUUCUAUCAACAGAAUAACCUUUUGAGAACUUCACAGAAUUGGGGUCCUUGCGGGGGCAGGAAACAGCAAGAAAUAUGCUUACAUAAUAUUAUAAGAUGCUGUUGUCUGAGUCUGGGUUCUUUAUUUAUUCUUUGGAGAAAAUCACAUUGGCUUUGUCUAACAUCAAUGUACUUAUCAGGGAUUCAGUUAUAAAUCUUCAAAGAAUACAUUUCGUUCUACUUGCAUUACAGUGCUGUGAAUCAGAAUUUAUACAUAACAGGCAACAUUCAAAUGCGUCAAUUGAAGGAAGAAGGUUCCUCCCCUGCAUUUAUUUGGAAACACUAUUCAAAAUAUUCCACUACACAUCAUACAAUUUCCAAUAAAACUUUUAUGCUACUUUAAA
Messenger RNA from Thamnophis elegans (Western terrestrial garter snake), 5567 nucleotides. RefSeq names its product autophagy related 13 (gene ATG13). Gene Ontology annotation, cellular component: extrinsic component of membrane; Atg1/ULK1 kinase complex; cytosol. The transcript is spliced from 18 exons. Lineage: Eukaryota; Metazoa; Chordata; Lepidosauria; Squamata; Natricidae. Bases 738 to 2393 code for a protein of 551 amino acids. The record is from RefSeq and is a predicted model, not a curated record. Gene Ontology annotation, biological process: autophagosome assembly; piecemeal microautophagy of the nucleus; protein localization to phagophore assembly site.